Molecule: messenger RNA, 1101 nt
Organism: Haliotis rubra (blacklip abalone)
Lineage: Eukaryota; Metazoa; Mollusca; Gastropoda; Lepetellida; Haliotidae
Product: sex peptide receptor-related protein 2-like
Biological process (GO): G protein-coupled receptor signaling pathway
Cellular component (GO): membrane
Molecular function (GO): G protein-coupled receptor activity
Source: RefSeq, a predicted model, not a curated record
AUGAAUACAUCAAGCCUUAAUGAGACUAAUCUUUUAACAAACCUGUCCUUCGACACAAACUUUUCUGACAAUUCCUCGGCAUAUUAUGACAGUAAUGAAGACAUCUUGCAAACACUGUUCUUGCCGAUAGUCGUGUGUAGUGGCAUCAUUGGGAUAGUGCUUACUGUGAUCGUGUUGAGCAGGAAGACCAUGUGUACAUCGACCAACUGUUACCUGACAUCUUUGGCAGUUGCUGAUCUGUUGUUCUUGCUCAUAAUGUCCGUGCAGAUACUCUUUGACAAUGCCAAAAAUCCUCUCAGCAUCUCGGAACAAAUUGACGAGAUUUUACACCACUACUUAACAAUUCUCAUGAACACUUUUCACGCGUCAGUGUGGGUGACAGUGAUGCUUGCCGUGGAACGUUACAUAGCAAUCUGCCAUCCUCUCCGAGCCAUGGCAAUCUGCACUAUUAAGAGGGCAAGGAUCGUCAUCAUCAGCCUCUUUAUUAUAGCAUUCUUGAUUCGAAUUCCAAAAUUUUUUGAUUUCCGAUUUGACGUCAUUAAAAAAGCUGGCAUUUGGUAUUUGACAUAUCAGACAGUGUACAACCAGGCCUGGUACUCGCUGAUUGUGGAUGGAUUCUUCGCUGCCAUACUACCAUUCAUUGCUCUUCUUGUGCUCAACGUUCGACUUAUUGUAGAAAUCCGCCGAUCGAGUCGCUACCUCCGAUACCAUCUGGCAGCAGAUUCGUCGAUCCAGUCAGUUAUAUCCAGUGAGCAGCUUAAAAUCACUCUGAUGCUCAUCAGUAUCAUCGUCGCCUUCUUCCUCUGCCAGAGCCCCUUUGUCGUGUACAAUGCCAUCAUUGCUUUCAACAAGUUCCGCCUGUCAGCCAGCCCGCAGUCAUUUGAGUGGUAUCAGUCGUUUACCAAGAUUCUUGUUGCACUCAAGUCGUCCUGUAACUUUGUCCUGUAUUGCUGGUUCAGUGAGAAGUUCUGGAAUACCUUCAAGAGGAUCUUCUGUCUCCAGUACUGCUUGCCCAAGCAGAUGCCGAAGGGUGCCCACGCCAACAGCCACAACAACAUGCAUCGUCCCUCCUACAUGGUGACCCGGGAGACUACAUGUUAG